UACCGACUGCGCGAUCAAGUGGAUGAGACCCCAGAGGAAGCCGCUCACCUCCGGCUUAUAUACACUCGCUGCUGUAAAAGUCUCCGGCUCGAAGCCCUGGUGAAAGAGCUUGGUGUCCUCCUAUCAAAGUGACCUGAAACCGACCAUCACAUGAAGACGUCCUGAUUACAUGCUGGAACCAAGAGACCAUGGCCUCCAGGACGGGCCGGGCUCUGUGUGCGAUGCUCACUCUGCUACUGAUAGCUGUUGAAGGUCAGAGAAUCACCAGCACAAAUGUAUAUCCAGCUCCAUCAACUACAGGAGCAGAAGAACGUUCCAUGACACCAUCUGAGUCUGGCACCACAGCUUCCAUAAGAGAAGAUGGAGGCAAUGUAUCAUCAGCCACAUCACCGGACAUCAGCAUCCCCACCACAGUGGACCCUAAUGGAAGUCAGGCUGCAACUAUGAUCGGGACAUCAGAGACCAUCAUCACUACUAUUGAUCCAGAUACAACACCAGACAUCAGCCAUACCAUUGUGGCCAAAAGUAUGGGCCCCGGCACCACAAAAAUGAAUGAACCAACACCAAUCAUCAGACAGACAAGUGUGAGAAAUGGAACUGGCGCCAGCACCAAAAAUGUGAUUGGACCAGCAGCUGGUAGCAAUACAACCAACAUUACCUAUACAACCACUGAAAUCAAGAAUAUCAGCCUGACAGAUCGAACAGGUGACAGCAGUUCUACCAGUCCUGCACUUAUAACUGGUGCCGCUCCUACAUAUGGCAUCAGUCCAACCACUGAGAGACUUACCAGGACUGAUACAGACAUCAAGACUACAAUCAAUCCCACAACUGAAAGCAGCCCUGUAACCCUGAGAGAUCCAACAACUUACAACCAUACAACCAAUGGGACAAACACAACUGGUACCAGUUCUACCCAUAUAACCAGUGGGACAGACUCAACUGGACGGGUCCUACAACUGACAUUAUUACAAGCAGAAUCAGAGAUACAACAACUGGUGCCGGACAUAGAAGUGACAUCGGUUUAA
This is a messenger RNA of Bufo bufo (common toad), 1025 nucleotides long. Its product is annotated as mucin-5AC-like. The coding region runs from base 189 to 1025 and encodes 278 amino acids. NCBI's taxonomy places the organism in Eukaryota, Metazoa, Chordata, Amphibia, Anura, Bufonidae. The record is from RefSeq and is a predicted model, not a curated record. The transcript has 4 exons.